GUAAAUCUUCUGCCGAAGUGAGGCCACGAAGCAGCUAGCGCCAUGUUCGAGAAGACGCUGGCAGACCUGGUCAAGGGCAUCCGCUCCUGCAAGGGCGAUGUGUCCGUGUACAUCUCCCAGAGCAUGCAAGAGAUCAAGACCGAGCUCAAGUCCACCGACCCCUUCAUCAAGUCGCAGGCCAUUCGCAAGCUCACGUAUCUCAACAUGCAGGGGUACGACAUGAGCUGGGCCGCAUUCCACACGGUGGAAGUCAUGUCGUACGAGCGCUUUGCGCACAAGCGCAUCGGGUAUCUGGCGGCGAGCCAGUCCUUCACCCAAAACACGGACGUCGUGCUUCUCUGCACCAACUUGUUCAAGAAGGAGUUUGGGAGCGUCAACGAGUACGAGGUCGGGCUCGCGUUGAACGCGAUGGCCAACAUCUGCACGCUGGACUUGGCACGGGACCUUCUCGGCGACAUCCUGAGCCUCAUGAAUAGCCACAAGCCGUACGUGCGCAAGAAGGCGACGCUGAUCCUGUACAAGCUGUUCGUGCGGUACCCCCAGGGACUUCGCUUGAGCUUUGACCGUCUCAAGGAGCGCAUGGAGGAGCCGGACGUGUCGGUCGUGUCGUGCUCCGUGAACGUGAUCUGCGAGCUCGCGAACAAGAAGCCCAAGAACUACAUCGGCCUCGCGCCGCAGUUCUUUCGACUGCUCACCACGAGCUCCAACAACUGGAUGCUCAUCAAGGUGGUGAAACUCAUGAGCUCCCUCGUCCCCGAAGAGCCGCGGUUGGCGAGAAAGUUGCUCGAUCCCCUAGCAACGAUCAUCCAGAACACCGGGGCCAAGUCGCUUCUGUACGAAUGCAUCAGCACCGUCACCACGGCGUUGCUUUACACCCAAAAGAGCGACGGCACCCAGCCGCGGAACGUCCCCGCCAUCGUCAAGCUCUGCAACGACCACUUGCGUCGGCACAUUGAAGACCCUGACCAAAACCUCCGGUACUUGGGUCUCGUGGGUCUGAGUAACCUCAUGCACAGCCAUCCGCAUGUGAUCAGCGACCACCAGCAUGCCAUUCUCGAGUGUUUGUCCGUGGAGGACACGACCAUCCGGUUGCGGGCCCUCGAAUUGCUGGUGGGGAUGGUCAAUCCGGAUAACGCAUCCGGCAUCAUCGAGGAGCUGAUGCGGCACACGGUCGUGGCGGACGGCGUGUACCGGCAGGACCUCAUGGCCAAGAUCCUGCUCGUGUGUUCGGUGCAAAAGUACCAAAAUGUGUCGGAUUUUGACUGGUAUUUGGGCAUUUUGGUGCAAUUGGCCACCGUGCCAGGCGAAAAUGCCAAAAAUGCCGCGGAAAUCACGCGCCAGCUCGUGGAUCUGGCCGUGCGCGUCAAAGGCAUCCGCGCCAUGCUGGUCCAGAAAAUGAUCGAAUUCCUUCUCGAUGAAGACGCAGUCACGGGACCCGGGGCCAAAACCACGUGCCAAGUGUUGUACGCGGCGGGAUGGAUCAUUGGCGAGUUUAUCUUGGAGUACGUGGAAGACGAAGACGACGACGACGACGACGACGACGGACGUCUCGACGAUGUCAUGAACGCCGCCGACCACAUGCUGCUGCCCCGCACCACGUCGCUGCCUGCGCCGGUGCAGGCCGUGUACAUGCAGGCGCUGCUGAAGCUGCUCAUGGUGAUGGUGGACAAGGCGGACGAAGCCACGGUCGACAGCCUAGCGCAGAUGAUUGUGGAGCGACUGCCGGCGUUCGUGCAGAGCGAACACAUUGAAGUGCAAGAACGAGCGUGCGGCGUGCAGGAAAUCGUGCUGGGGCUGGGCCUGGGCUUGAACGCGUUGAGUGCGGACGACCGCGCGAACCGCGUGUUUGAUUCCCAGCCGUUGAGUGCCGACACCCGCGUGGAAGUGCUCACGAGCUUCUUUGCCGAACCGUUGGCCCCCGUUGGAGCCAAAGCGCAAGGCAAAGUGCCGUUGCCGCCUGGUUUGGAUUUGGACGAGCCGUUUGACCGGGAUGUGGCGGCGUUUUUGGCCGCCGGCGGUGAUUUGGAUGUGCUGGACGAGGAUGCCGAAGUGUCGUUUGUGAACCAGCCCCACGCGUCGACGUCAUUGGGCGGCCCCGAUGGCUCGUACGUGAACUUGAAUGACGACCGAUCCAGCAGCGAAAGCGAGGACGACGCGAAGCUCGAAUUGACGUCGAAAGUGGACAAGUCGAAUGCGUUUUACAUCAAAUCGAGUGAUAACACCCCCCAAAACAACAUGGUGGGCAAUUUGUUGCAAGCGCUGGAAAAGCAAAAGAAGAAGAAAAAGGCGAAAAAGUCGAAAAAGAUUGUGAUUUUGGACGACGAGCCGGACAAUGGAUCGAGCGACGAUUCGCGCAGGAGAUCGACGAAGAAGAAGGCGGCGCAGUACGACGACCUGAGUCAAGUGGACCUGACGACUCCACUGGGGGACGACGAGGUCAUUCCGGACUCUCACUGGCACCACCGCCAAGUGCGGGCGGACGAAGCCAAGGACAAGUCGAAGAAGAAGAAGAAGAACAAGACGAUGGAAGUGGAAGUUGUUGAGAAGAAGAAGAAGAAGGAGAAGGCCGUGUUGAGUGUGGAGGAACCGACUGCUAAAGCCAAGAAGACCAAGAAGGAUGGACAGAAGAAGAAGAAGCCCAAGAAGCAGCAGCCCAACGACGACGACCAAGUGCUGCUCUUGUUUUAACAACCCAGAACGUCGGCUUUCCUGUGAAAUGUUAUGAAACCCCUUCCCUGUGAAAAGUUAUAACAACCCCGAAACCCCGCAAUGGUAUCCGAUGACACAGUCC
Aphanomyces astaci is the source of this 2791-nucleotide messenger RNA. RefSeq lists its product as hypothetical. NCBI's taxonomy places the organism in Eukaryota, Oomycota, Saprolegniomycetes, Saprolegniales, Verrucalvaceae. Bases 43 to 2688 code for a protein of 881 amino acids. Gene Ontology annotation, biological process: Golgi to vacuole transport; protein targeting to vacuole. The record is from RefSeq and is a predicted model, not a curated record. The transcript has 12 exons. Gene Ontology annotation, cellular component: membrane coat; AP-3 adaptor complex; endosome membrane.